CUUUCAUGCAGGACGACCGCGACUUGAUUAAUUCAAAGAGGGAAAAUAUCAGUAUUAUGUUUCUUUUUUUACUACUAUUUUUUUAAUAUGAUAAAAUUGUGAAUCAACGUUUACUGAAUCAGGAAAAUCAGCGAUUUCGUUGAAUCGCAUAGUGCGAGAUCUCUGUUGACAUCCAGUUUUACAGUAUCUUUCAAAUUACUGAUAAGAAGAUCUUCCUAUAUCUACGUUUAAAAAUGGGCAUUUUCGAAAUGGAAUUUAUCGCAGCGACAUCUAUCCUUUGUGCGUUAACAAGUAUUUUAAGUACUGGCUGUGCAGAAGAAUUUGGUGGAGAGUUUACAGCAAUGCUGGGAGAUCAAGCUAUUCUUCCCUGUAAUAUAACAAUACCAAGGUUCAAGAGGCUAUUUCCCUGAUUAUGUGGUAUAAAGGGGAGUCCGAAGUUCCUAUUUACACCAUGGAUUCGAGAAAAGGUACACUUCGAAACGCUGUACACAUAGUCGGAGACGAGCUUCGCCCUCGUGCUCACUUUGAUGUUGCCGAGCAUCCACCGCUACUAAAAAUCGAACCUGUUCGAGAAAAUGACGCUGGGAUGUACAAAUGUCGCGUAGACUUUCGGUGGUCCAGGACCAUGUAUCAAGAAGCCUUGCUGAACGUCAUCGUGCCACCUCGACGAAUAUUUGUUUUAAAUGAAAAAGAAGAACGAAUCCAAGGUAGCAUUGGACCAUUCCAGGAAGGAGACUCAUUAACCCUUGUGUGUGUGGCUCAGGGUGGAAAACCCAGGCCGGUAGUAACUUGGUGGAAUGACACAAAUUUAGUAGAUGACACGUUUACAAUUGCAAACCACGACACGGUUCGUAACGAAUAUCUCAUCAAGAACUUACAAAGAGAAAACCUUUUCUCCGAGCUCAGCUGUCAGGCAUCAAAUUCUAAUAUUACAGACCCCGUCACCAGCUCUGUAAUCUUGGAUAUGUACUUAAGACCUUUUGUGGUAGAAAUACUCUCCCCACAACGUCCCCUAUCGGUGGGAGAAAAAACACAGAUAUUGUGUCGUUCUAUUGGAUCACGGCCAGCAGCAAAUAUCCACUGGUGGAAAGAUCGAAAAAAACUGACAUCGUUUGCAACCAUCGCGAGAGAAGGAAAUUACACCAUCAGUAAGUUGACAUUCACACCUGAAGUAGGAGAUAAUGGCCACUAUUUGUCGUGCCGAACAGAUAAUCCCUUAAUCCCUAACAGUGGAUUAGAAGAUGGCUGGAUCCUGAACGUUCACUAUGUUCCAGAGGUUUCUUUAAAACUGGGUUCAAACAUACAACUGGAUACGAUCAUGGAAGGAAACGACGUAUACUUCGAAUGUCACAUCCACGCGAACCCGUGGGUUGAUGACAUUGUGUGGCUGCACGAGGGAAUCCCCAUUAAAAACAAACAGGAAGAAGGAAUCAUUAUCAGCAACCAGAGUUUAGUUUUACAGCAUAUCAAAAUAACAUCACGUGGAAAAUAUCAAUGUAUAGCAUAUAACACUGAAGGCUCAGGAAGGAGCAAUGAAGUUGAAAUCAAUCUGAAAUUUACUCCAGUGUGCAGUGACACCCGAGAAAAAAGCUAUCGACUUGCAAAAAAUGAAAGCGCCACAAUUCUUUGUCAGGUUGAUGCGAAUCCAUCGAACGUUGAGUUUUACUGGAAUUUAAAUAAUUCUCUAGAAAUGGUUGAAAUCCAUUCGUUUUCUGUCAACAGCUCCACAAGUGAAUUGGUAUAUAGACCCAGAAGUGAUAUUGAUUACGGAAUAUUGCACUGUUGGGCAAAGAACAUCGUUGGUGAACAAAAGGAACCUUGUAUUUUUAAUGUGAUAUCUGUAGGCCGACCUAGUUCCUUGAGAAACUGUAUCCUGUUCAAUAUCACAGCGAGAGGAUUUUCUGUGCGUUGUAAAGAAGGCUACGAUGGGGGGCUCAACCAAUCGUUUCAUUUAGAAGUCUACAGCUCGUUAAAAGAAAAGGUUUUCUUGAACAUGACUCAAAAUAGAUCACCAACAUUUCUUGCAACAAAUCUGCCUCCUUCUACGUCAUUUAUUAUUGUGAUCUACGCUUCGAACUCAAAAGGAAGGAGUGCCACUAUCAUACUUACUGCGACUACAACUCCUGCAACUCAAGAACUUAAAGGGAAUCCAAAAGGUGCUCCCAUUAGUCCAACUCUUGCAAUCGUAAUUGGUGUUGUAGGAACUCUUGUGGUGUUAGCCAUUGCUGUGUUGGUAUUUUCAAGAUGUCGUAGAAGGAGAAACAAUGCAGGUGAGCGAAAAGAGGAACAGAAAGAAAUGCACACACCUUUACAGCAUAGCAUCGACCCUAAUUUUUCCAGUAAACCCAAGCCAGAUGAGCUAUCCACUCCUACCGAACUAUCUGUAGGGAAUGGAAAACUACCUCGAAGAAGAGAACUUACUCAAUAUUAUGGGCUUCAAAUGGAAGAUCCAUCAACACAUAAUAUCAAACCAAUUUUCAAAGGAGGAAACCGAAACUUAGACUACCCAUUGGAUAUGUGUGAUCCAUCCGGAUGGGGAAGCGUAAUGUCUUCCGUUUGACAAAGUGGAGAAUAUAGGGGCUAUGGUCUCACGAAUCAUGUCAAAUUUAAGUAACUGUACUGUGCUCGUGAUAUUUCUGCUUCGAUUGUAAACUCUGAAGUGCCUGUGUUCCAAAAGACCGAGACGUAAAAAAUAAAUAGAUAAAUCGUUCUGGUGUAUAAUUUCAAAGGUGAACGUUUGAGGUAAUUCUGAAGAUCGUAACUUGUGUCCAGAAAAAAACAUGAGGCCAGUAUUUUCUUAUUUUUUACUGCUGGCUAGAAGAAAAACAACACAACUUUUUCCAGAAGCUAUAAGAUGAUUAUAGUGAAGCUAAAGCUUUAGUUUUUGUUUUUUUCAUAUUUAUUUAUUGUAUCCAGCCUCCACUGUAUAACAUUAACCAAUUCGUUUUUCUCUAUUCUAGUCUAUGAUAAUUUUAAAGAAAGGCACGAUACAUGUAUUCCUUCCUUAAACAUAGAUCUUAAAUAAACAUUCAUUAUUAUUAUAACAUUGUCUUCUUUCAAUGGAAUGAAUAAGCAUU
Limulus polyphemus (Atlantic horseshoe crab) is the source of this 3077-nucleotide messenger RNA. RefSeq names its product nephrin-like. The record is from RefSeq and is a predicted model, not a curated record. NCBI's taxonomy places the organism in Eukaryota, Metazoa, Arthropoda, Merostomata, Xiphosura, Limulidae. Gene Ontology annotation, molecular function: protein binding. The coding region runs from base 413 to 2560 and encodes 715 amino acids. The transcript is spliced from 14 exons.